UUAAACCCGUCUUACGGGUUAUCAUCAGAAACGAAGGAAGCGAUAACCAACACACCGGCUUUUUACGGUUCUCUCGUCAUAAUUUUACCGAAUUUUAACGCAUUUUAUUUUCCCAGCAUUGUAAUUUUACCAGGAACAAAGUCUAGAGACCAUGCGGGUAAACGUUCGCAUUGAAGGAGAAUGGAUCGUGGUUCCAUGUGAGGAAGACAACAACAAUUCGAUUCAGUCACUGGUUGAUAAAUGCCUGCUACGAAGAAAGUCUAUUUCCAAACCCUUCGAUUCGAAUUCCGAGUCAUUUGAGGUUCGAUUAGCCGAAAGCACUGGCCUGCUCUCACCGACUGACAUAGUCAGAGACGUUCUGAAAGACAAUGACUUCAUCUGGCUUGAAAAAAACAACACUUCUCAGUCUCAAAGAGAGAUAAAUGGUUUGGAGAAGAAUCAUGUUCCGCUUGAGCCAGAGUGUAAAUUUGUUGCAUUGGACGGCGAGACCCUUUCUACUGAUGUUCUCGUUAAACUUGGGAAAGGAGGUCUAAAAAUCAAACUAACAGAAGAAUCCGAGAAAAGAAUCAACAAAGCUCGGGCUCUUCUCGAUGAAAUCGUCAGGGAGAAUAGAGUUUCGUACGGAGUAACUACUGGUUUUGGCAAAUUUGCUCAAGUUGUCAUCUCCAAAGAUAAGCUACAAGACCUCCAACAAAACUUGGUUCGCUCCCACGCCGUAGGUGUCGGCAACCCGCUAACUCUAGAGAGAACACGCAUGCUACUAGCACUGAGAAUUAACGUCCUGGCGAAAGGAUACAGCGGUAUCUCACUUGAAACACUUCAACAAUACAUUGAAGCAUACAACAAGUCAUUACUCCCACGAGUCCCAGAACAGGGCACAGUGGGCGCGAGCGGGGACCUCGCCCCCCUGGCUCACCUCGCCCUGGGGAUCAUGCUAGGAGAAGGACAGAUGUGGAGUCCGAAAAGCGGAUGGGCGGAUGCUAAACUGGUGCUUGAGGCUCAUGACAUGAAGCCAGUUGAACUUGGGCCGAAAGAGGGUAUCGCACUUAUCAACGGCACGCAACUCAUUACUGCCCUUGGAGCAGAAGCGCUUGAGCGAUCUUUCGCCAUCGCUAGACAAGCCAACAUCAUAGCAGCCAUGUCGGUGGAAGUUCUCAAAGGAAGCUCCAGGGCGUUUGACUUUGAUGUUCACAGAGUGCGUCCCCACAAGGGACAGGGUAAGGUGGCAGAGACACUGCGAGCUGUUCUUCACUCAGACAUACAUCCAUCCGAAAUAGCAGAAAGCCAUCGGUUCUGUAAUCGUGUCCAGGACGCUUACACGCUUCGCUGCUGUCCACAGGUGCACGGAAUUGUAUUUGAUACGAUCGAGUUUGUCCGGGGCAUCUUAACAACGGAGAUCAAUAGUGCCACCGAUAACCCGAUUGUAUUUGUCGAUCGCGAGGAGAUCAUCUCUGGAGGGAACUUCCACGGCGAGUACCCUGCGAAGGCUCUCGACUACCUUGCUAUAGGAGUACACGAGCUCGCGAGUAUGAGUGAGCGUCGACUAGAGCGUCUCAUGAAUCCCGCCUACAGCGAACUUCCUGCUUUCCUGGUUAAAAAUGGUGGCUUAAACUCUGGAUUUAUGAUGGCUCACUGCACAAGCGCAGCCCUAGUAUCGGAGAAUAAAGUCCUAUGCCAUCCCUCCUCGGUCGACUCCCUCAGCACUUCAGCAGGGCAGGAAGAUCAUGUGUCCAUGGGCGGGUUCUCCGCCAGAAAGGCUUUGCUUGUUGUCGAGAACGUAGAGAGAGCUCUCGCCAUCGAACUUCUCGCUGCCUGCCAAGGGAUAGAGUUCCUGCGCCCCCUCAAGACUACAGAGCCCCUAGAGGCUUUGCACAAACUCGUGAGAUCGAGAGUCGAGCCACUAGAGACUGACCGUUUCAUGGCUCCUGAUAUUGACGCCGUCACACAACUCCUACGGGAAGAAAAGGCUUGGGAGGUAGUCGCCCCGUUUGUAAGAGAUUACCGGAUAAAGCAAACCAACGGACAAAUGGAAGAUGGAAGGUACUCCCCAACCUCGUCCACCCUGGCGUAAGCAGUGAAGGCAAGCGGAUCACUUGUUCCAGGAGCGACUUGGAAGACAAGCUGAUCACUUGUUCCAGGAGCGACAUGGAAGACAUGUUGAUUACUGGUUCCGCCGACUUGUAGACACGUUAAUUUCUUGUUCUAGGAUUGAAUUGGAAGACACGAUGAUCCCUUUAAUGAGCGAACGAAGACCAUUCGUUCAAUUUUCAAGUAGAGACUAGGAAGACAAGUGUAUUGGAUUAGAGUAAGGGGCUCGGGUUUUACUUAUCAGAAACAGCUUUUACAGCUUUGGUUUAAAUCCAAUAGGUAUUUAUGGAUGUAAUAUGAAUACAAAGAAUCCUUUGAACUCUAUUUAUUCCUUUUAAUGGUUAUUUAUAAAGGUUAACUAACAUUUUAUUUAAUAUUUUUGUUCUGGACCUAGUCUAUCAGUAGUAUGGUAUCCUAAAUACGAGCCAACAUCAAAUUUCAGUUUUUGUAUCAGUUGUUGUUUUAUGGGAAGUCCAAUAAAAUUGAUGCAAUCAUGUGA
This is a messenger RNA of Nematostella vectensis (starlet sea anemone), 2587 nucleotides long. Its product is annotated as histidine ammonia-lyase. Bases 152 to 2071 code for a protein of 639 amino acids. The transcript has 24 exons. Gene Ontology annotation, molecular function: histidine ammonia-lyase activity. Gene Ontology annotation, cellular component: cytoplasm. The record is from RefSeq and is a predicted model, not a curated record. Gene Ontology annotation, biological process: L-histidine catabolic process. Lineage: Eukaryota; Metazoa; Cnidaria; Anthozoa; Actiniaria; Edwardsiidae.